UUUGAACGGGAGCUGGCAAAGUUCGAUGAGACCAUGCUUAGGUUCAAUUACAAAUUUGGCGUUCUGCUGGUCCAUCCUGGUCAGACAAAGGAGGAACAAUGGUUCGAUAACCAAAUGGCGUCCAGCACGAGAUUCCAGGAAUUUUUGGAGAGCGGUGUUUUGGGCCAGAAGGUAACCUUGAAGGGCUUUGAGCGUUUCUCAGCCGGGCUCGAUACACGACUAGGCGAAGCGGGCGAAUACUCCUACUAUGACACCUGGGGAGAGGGGUUUGAGAUCAUGUACCACGUCUCAACACUUCUGCCUCACAAUAAUGAUGACAAGCAACAGAUCCAACGCAAAAGACACAUCGGAAAUGACAUUGUGUGCAUCGUAUUCGUCGACGGCGAGCAGCCCUUCAUCCCCAACGCCAUAAAAUCCCAGUUCCUGCAUAUCUUUGUAGUCAUUCAUUUGAUCUCACUACCCGACGGAACCAAAGGAUAUGCUGCCACUAUUGCAUGCGACGACCAGGUGCCAGAGUUUGGACCACCAUUGCCUGACCCACCAAUAUUCAGGACCCCACAGGAGCUACGCGCAUUUUUGCUGUGCAAA
Messenger RNA from Gamsiella multidivaricata, 588 nucleotides. RefSeq lists its product as uncharacterized. Gene Ontology annotation, cellular component: cytoplasm. NCBI's taxonomy places the organism in Eukaryota, Fungi, Mortierellomycota, Mortierellomycetes, Mortierellales, Mortierellaceae. Gene Ontology annotation, biological process: regulation of small GTPase mediated signal transduction; activation of GTPase activity. The transcript is spliced from 2 exons. The annotation marks the transcript as partial. The record is from RefSeq and is a predicted model, not a curated record. Gene Ontology annotation, molecular function: GTPase activator activity.